UGUGCAGCCCCGGAAGCGGCCGGGGGAAGCUGCUCCGCGCGCGCUGCCGGAGGAAGCGCCACCGGGUCCGCUCCGUUCCCAGUCCGGCUGGGCCAUGGAGUCCAUGUCUGAGCUCGCGCCCCGCUGCCUCCUGCUUCCCCUGCUGCUGCUGCUGCCGCUGCUGCUGCUACCGGCCCCGAAGCUGGGCCCGAGCCGCGCCCGGGCGGAGGAGACCGACUGGGUGCGAUUGCCCAGCAAAUGCGAAGUGUGCAAGUAUGUUGCAGUGGAGUUGAAGUCCGCUUUUGAGGAAACUGGGAAGACCAAGGAAGUGAUCGACACAGGCUAUGGCAUUCUGGACCGGAAGGCCUCCGGAGUCAAGUACACGAAGUCGGACUUACGGUUAAUUGAAGUCACAGAGACCAUUUGCAAGAGGCUUCUGGACUACAGCCUGCACAAGGAGAGGACUGGCAGCAACCGGUUUGCCAAGGGCAUGUCGGAGACCUUUGAGACGCUGCACAACCUCGUCCACAAAGGGGUCAAGGUGGUGAUGGACAUCCCCUAUGAGCUAUGGAACGAGACCUCCGCCGAGGUGGCCGACCUCAAGAAGCAAUGUGACGUGCUGGUAGAAGAGUUUGAAGAGGUGAUUGAAGACUGGUACAGAAACCACCAGGACGAAGACCUGAUGGAGUUUCUGUGUGCCAACCACGUGCUGAAGGGCAAGGACACGAGUUGCCUGGCGGAGCGGUGGUCUGGCAAGAAGGGGGACAUAGCCUCCCUGGGAGGGAAGAAGUCCAAGAAGAAACGCAGCAGGGUCAAGGGCUCCGCCAGUGGCAGCAAGCAGAGGAAGGAACUGGGGGCCCUGGAGGGGGAUGCCAGCCCCGAGGAGGACGAAGGUGUGCAGAAGGCAUCCCCCCUCCCCCACAGCCCCCCCGACGAGCUGUGAGCCUGACCGCGUCUUGAAUUAAGACCCCUGACUUCAGAGCCGAAGAGCAUGGGACAGGGCUCCAGCAAGGAUGGCUGUUAUGCCAGCUUCAGGUCUCCUACCUUGGCUGUGCCCUCUUCCUUCCCUUGAGCAACAGCAGGAAGUGGAAGGAUCUGGGGUGUCGGGAGAUGCCACCCCCAGAAGGAAGAAGAGGAUGUGCAGAAGGCAGCUCUCUUUCUACACAGCCUUCCCCUCACGGGCUCUGGGUCCAACCCAUCAUCCCCAAACUGUGACUGCUGACCUGGAAGCUGAAGAGCAUGAGGCACAUGAGAUGACUUCCCCCAGCAUCCGGUCUCUUGACUGGCCAGUACCCUGUUCAUCCAGAGGGGCACAGCCCACGGAAAGGCAGCAGCAUGCUCUUAUGCUCGGCCCUUGGUCAGGUCUCGAGUUUCAGAACUUGCAGGGUGAACUCAGGAGGUGUGGCAGAAGGGGCUGAGCAGGGCUAGAGCCACUCCAGAGCCUGUGGUGAGGGCACCCCCUCUGGCCCCACAGGGAGGCAAAACUGCAGCCCCAGCCACUCCGUCUCCAUCCACUCCCAACACCUCGUGCUCUGCCCAGCCCCCCUCCCCAGGGCUACCGGAGUAAACACCUUUUGGCCUUUUGGUUAGGUUCCUGGGUCCUCUCAGCCUCCAGAGUGUCCCUUGUCUCUCGCUUCUCCCUGCCCAGAGUGUCCCUUGUCACUCGUUUCUGCCUGCCUCCCCCGGUCCUGGGGGCUUCGAAGGUGACAUGCUGGCCCCCUCAGUGGAGGCCUAACCUGCCAGUUACUAGGAGCGGGUGCCGGGAGUACCCAAGGUUGGUUUGGGUUCUAUCUGGUUCUCAACCUUAAUCAUGCUGCGACCCCUUAAUAUGGUUCCUCAUGUUGUGACCCCCAACCAUAAAAUUAUUUUUGUUGCUACUUCAUAA
Molecule: messenger RNA, 1864 nt
Organism: Meriones unguiculatus (Mongolian gerbil)
Lineage: Eukaryota; Metazoa; Chordata; Mammalia; Rodentia; Muridae
Gene: Cnpy3
Product: canopy FGF signaling regulator 3
Exons: 6
Coding region: 95-922 (275 amino acids)
Cellular component (GO): endomembrane system
Molecular function (GO): signaling receptor binding
Source: RefSeq, a predicted model, not a curated record